Gadus morhua (Atlantic cod) is the source of this 6969-nucleotide messenger RNA. RefSeq names its product CBP80/20-dependent translation initiation factor (gene ctif). Bases 63 to 2342 code for a protein of 759 amino acids. NCBI's taxonomy places the organism in Eukaryota, Metazoa, Chordata, Actinopteri, Gadiformes, Gadidae. The record is from RefSeq and is a predicted model, not a curated record. Gene Ontology annotation, cellular component: cytosol. Gene Ontology annotation, molecular function: RNA binding; protein binding; translation activator activity. Gene Ontology annotation, biological process: regulation of translational initiation. The transcript has 13 exons.
CCACCCCCACCCCCACCCCCAUCCCUCCCUCACCCGCUGCCAGCGCGGGUCCGCCGGUUGCCAUGGAGAACUCAUCCUCGGUGGCUUCCGCAUCGUCCGAGGCGGGCAGCUCUCGUUCGCAGGAGAUCGAGGAGCUGGAGCGCUUCAUCGACAGCUACGUGCUGGAGUACCAGGUGCAAGGGCUGCUGGGAGAUAAGGCCGACGGCGAGACGGACGGCGACGGCGGCGUCAAGGCGUCCCAGUGGACGGAGGAAUACAAUGACAAGAGAGAUGGCAGCUGGUCAUCAUCCAGGGGAAGGGGCUCGUCCAAACCGGACGAGUGGGACCACAGCAGUAACGGCAGCACCGGCUCCAGGCCCAGCUGUGGCUCCAGACCCGGGUCGGGGUCCCGCUCCGGCAGCAGGGGGCGCAACAACCAGUUCACAGCCCCAGCCAAGAACGGGAACAGAGAGGGCUCCUUGGACAUCCUGGGGACUGACAUCUGGGCCGCCAACACCAUGGACUCACACGGGGGUGCGGGCUGGGACGUGCAGCCAGAGAAGCUGGACUUCACCCAGUUCCACCGGAAACUCUGCCGCGCAACGCCAAAGCACCUGCCGCACAUCGACAGAGAGGGGAUGAUUAAAGACAAGUUUGAAGAGGAUGACGGCAUAGACAUGAAUGACAUAGAGCGAUUCCUCCCUCACUUGCACUCAGCCUUCCCGCCCUUGCCUAAUGAGGCUGAGAUCGCGCACACCAAAAAGCUCUUCAGACGAAGAAGGAGCGACCGACGAGUUGUUGAUCCGCUUAGCAGGGACCAGAUCACCAUACUGCUGCCUACAGGCCCGGGGGGACAGCGCCAAGUUUCAGCAGCCAGGAGACAGCAGCGACCACAGGGACCCGGCAAGACGGGCCAGAGCCAGAACCAGAACCAAGCGCCCCCUCCCCCACAGCAGCACUCCCCGCAGCACCAGAGGGAUCCGUCAUCCCAGCAGCAGCAGCUCUCCCCGAACCAAGACCACCACCACCACCACCACCACCACCAAGACCACCACAACCACCACCAUCAAGACCACCACCAACCACAGGACCAAUCGGGAGACAGCAGGAACAAUGGCAACGGCAGGCCCUUGCGUCAGAACCAAGGAGGGGGCCAUUAUGGCCAGCGCCACGGGGGCCCGCCACACCACGGCUACAGCCAGACCCGGCGCUGGCAGUACAACCAGAAGGGCCCGGGCCACGGCCAGGGCAGCCCCACGGGGGACAGGGGAGCCCCGCCCAGGACCACCACCCCCACCUCCGGCAGCGCCACAACCACCAAAGACAACGAGACGCCUGCGGUGGAGAAUGUAAGGAGCGGCGACCACAGCAGAACCCCCCGGCUGGAACCAAAGGACCACCGGGGCGGCGGCGGAGGGGAAGCCCCCCACGACCCCGCUCCGUCCGGGCCCAGGGCCAAUCAGAAUUCCUGCCGAGACCGGGCGCUCAGUCAGGAGUCCCCCAGCCCCCAGCCGGCACCACCGAGACCACAGAGCGGGGGGAACGGGGGGAGCGAGGGGCGGUCGGGCUGCCCCAAAGUCACCCUCCUGCAGUCGUCGAAGGAGCGGCUGAGGCGGAGGCUAAAGGACAAGGACGAAGCGUGCGUGGUGGGCAAAGGCGCGGGCUCGCAGCGCAUGGACCGCCUGGUGGAGCUGCUCAACAGCAUGAGGAGCAACAGCAGCGGCGUUGAGCAGCAGCUGACCUCCUUCAUGGAGGAGGCGCAGGGCUCGGCGCGCUGCGAGGAGUCCCUGGCCCAGGUGGUGGCCACCCUCUACGGCACGGCCACGGCGGACCGCAGCUUCGCCGCCACCGCCGCCAAGCUCUGCGACAAGAUGGCGCUGUUCAUGGUGGAGGGCACCAAGUUCAGGUCGCUGCUGCUGAACAUGCUGCAGAAAGACUUUGCCCGUAGGGAGGAGUUGCAGCAGGCGGACGUAGAAGGUUGGCUGGGCUUCAUCACCUUCCUCUGUGAGGUGUUCGGCACCAUGAGGAGCAGCGCUGGGGAGCCCUUCAGGGUCCUAGUACUGCCCAUAUACACCUGCCUGCGAGAGCUGCUGGAGUCCACAGACGUGAAGGAAGACGCUGUCAUCUGCUGUUCUAUGGAGUUGCAGAGCGCCGGCCGCCUGCUGGAAGACCAGCUCCCCGAGAUGAUGACGGACCUGCUGGCCGCGGCCCGCGACAAGAUGCUGUGCCCGGCCGAGUCGCAGCUCACGCGCUCCCUCCUCAUGGAGGUCAUCGAGCUGCACGCCCACCAGUGGAACCCCCUGGGGCCGCUCACCACCCAGUACUACAACCGCACCAUCCACAAGCUCACCGCCGCCACCUAGCUGCUGGGAGGCUGUGCUGCUGCUGCUGCUGCUGCUGGUUGAGGGGGUUUUGGGAGAGAGAGUUUAGGGUGUAUGGGAGAGGAGGUCCCGUACUGUGUCGCUGGGGGAAGUCUAACCCUAGGCUAGACGGAGCCCUGGCUCUCAAUGCUGUCUGGCUCUGGCUCCUGGCCCUUACCCUGGCCCUUACCCCUGGACCUAACCCCUGGCCCUAACCCUGGCCCUUACCCUGGCCCCCUGUUCCUAACCCCUGGUCAGGGCAGUCCUACGCAGGCUCAACGCUUUCAUGAGAUGCUGCGACUUGAUACACACUACUAGCACAUUACCACUACUACACUAGGCCACGAGGCCUAGAGUAACAGUCUUUGGCUCUGAGGUUUGGGAUACCAGACCUAGACUAAAAGUCCUAGACUACUAGACUUUGGCUCUGAGGUUUGGGAUACCAGACCUAGACUGCAAUCCUAGACUAGCAGUGUAUGAUGUCUUGGCUUUGGGGCCUAUUGGCUAAAUAGGCCUUGGAAACAAGGCCUUGACUACGAGCUCUGGACUACUAGUCAUUCAAUACCUAGACUGGGCCCAGACUGGAUCUAGACUGUACAUCAGUCAAGGCAUCAGACUUAAGUCCUGCCAUUAUCAAGCCACUAUCCCAGUUUUCCAAUCUAUCGGGGCUUAUUGUAACUUUAUUACAAUUUUGUUGGUCUUCGUCUCUAUUAUUUAACCUUUUUGUCAUCCAGUAAUUACGGAAAUAUAUACAUUUUAUAUUAAAAUCUGCAUAUUUUAAUGGUGUGAUUAAAAAAAAAAAUAUAUAUAAAUAUAUAACAGAAUUUGCGACCGUAAACCUAUAAAAGGUUACAAAAAACCAUUCCCCCAACAUGGCUGGGACGAUGUCAGCGUCUCAUCGUGGAGGCUGUUGUAUCCGUUCGUCUCCCCGACACUUCGGCGAGCACAUGAAACAAUUUGGCACAGAUGAGUGGCACACUACGAAAUUAAUUAGUCUUUGUUGGGAAAAGAGGAAAGGAGGGCGGGGGAAGAAAAAUGAAAAAACCCAUGAAAGGUAAUGGGAUUCUACACGGCCGGGUCACAUUUAAUGAGGAACACCUGUCGGCAGCAUCGUGGGGAGCCCGCUCUGAUCUGGGAGACGACCGGAUUGGCGCGGCAAAGCCAGCGAUGCGCUUAUAUCCCGAUUUGUGGAUUUCAAUGGAAAUGAAUCGUGUGAUUUCGUCGCAAAGUAGUGCGUACGUAAUUGCCGUGGAGGUGUGCGGCGCGUACUAUUCUCGCAAGUUGUAUUUGGGAAGAAGGUACUUUAGAAAUAUGGGAAAUGUGAUGUGUGCGCCAUAUUGUCGCCACUCAUAGUCUUUUUGAGAUCGAGAUGCUUUUUCUUGAGGACUAGACUCGCUCAACCGCUAGAUGCAGCAUAAACAGCUCCUUGCAUUUGAAACGAAUUGCCAGUGGCUCUCUGGUGCGUCUCUGAGCCAACAUCAACAGCCAAGGCUAUUAAUAGGACGAACAUUAUGGAGUCAAGCAGGGUUUAACACCAACACUUAAUGCUCUUGUCUUUGACGCUAUUUUGUUUCUUACCCCCACACUAAAUAUAAUGAUGGGGUCCCAAGAAUAAACUGGCCCAACACAACAUCCAAAUUUGUUGACAUUGAGGAUUUAGCUUUGGGAGAAAGUAUGUCAUGACAGAAUACACAAUCUAAACUUGAUUCAAUACCAGUGUUGUGUGUUUAAUUUGGGUGGUGCUGUUUCCAACCCAUCCUGGGAAUGGAUCUGUUCCAAUGUUCGGCUCAAUGUUUUCCUCGAACACGGCCCUCCUUUGAGCUAUUCAAACAUAACCGUAACCUUUUAAUCACCCAUUGGUUUAGUCACACGUCCCAGCCAAUCAGCUUAAUUAUGUUUUGCAACAUUUGCAUAUUCAUGCCCACAUUAUUUUAGCCUAAUGGCCGUAACAGGAGGCGCCAUCCAGUCAGACAUGAUUAUGUCCUGGAGUAGACCACAAAAAGUCUGUGUGUGUGUCCCAAUACACAAAUGGAGACUGUGGGCCGACCAGUAGGGGGUUCCUUGGUCACAAAAUAAGGGAGUGUGCCAACGGCUAAAAGAGCAAAUGAACAGUGUUUUUUUUUUUCUUUGUCUGGUUAGUAGAGGGGGGGGGGGGGGGGGGGGUUGUGGCUUGGAGAGCAGGCGACCCUCCGGUCCGCUGGGGAAUAUCAGGAUCCCCUCCCUGAAGAGCUAGAUGGAGACGGGGUUAAGGUAUUCCAUGUCUCAUUUCUCUCUUUGUGUGUAAAAAAGAAAAAAAAAAAGAAAAGCCCGGCCCUCCUCCCUGCCCUUUGUCUGCCUCUCUGUCCUCCCCCGGCCCCCCCCCAGCCGCCGCCCACGCGACCACCCCACCGCCCCACCCCCAGUGCUGUCUCAUCAGUAGCCCCCAAGGGUGGUUCUGAGGCUUGCUGGCUGGCUGGCUGGCAGGCUGGCGGAGGUAUAUGGAGGAAGGGUAGACAUGGGUCUGUCUGCCUCCCUCUGGAGCCAGGGAGCGGGGUCAUGGGGCCAUGCCGGCAGCCAGCCCUCCCAGCCCCCCCAAACCCCUACUUCCACCCCCUCUCCUCCACGCCUCCCUCCUGCCUUUGUUCCCCCCCCCCCACCCCCCCACCCCUGCAGGGAAGCCCUUCUUCCUGCAGGGAUGAGACAGCCGGCCUGCUGGCCCGGCCCGCGGAUCAGGACGGCUUGGGCCGGGGUGGCAGAUGGCCCGCUUGAACCCAUGUGGGACGGCACACUCCUGACCCCCCCCCCCCCCCCCCCCCCCCCCCCACACGUAGCCCCUUCUCCCUCCCAGCCCCCAGGGCCAGAGCCAGACCCCAGACCUAGACGUCAGCCCCACUGGGGCUCCCCAACAUAAGGACCUCAGAGAGAAGGCUGCGAUGUGGGACUGAAUGGGGGGGGGGGUUGUUCAUAAGAAAGAGCUGAAGAGGAACAGGACAUUUACUCUGAGGAAAUUUGUUUUUAUUGUUUUUAUGAUUAUUAUUGUUGUUGUUGUUGGGACCGGGAGGUGCUUUCUGUAUUCUGUCCAGCUGUCGUUUUUAUGUAUAUAUUUUUUAUCAUGUUUAUUAAUGUAUUAUUAUUAUUUUGAAGUUACAACGAUGACGCGACUAUAUAUUCUAGUAGUAGGCCGUAUUGCACAGGUUUUCGUUUGUUUUUGCACUGUUUUAAAGGAGAUCUGCUUUUAAAAGUUUAGAAGGAAAAAAAAAAUAAGGAAAGAUAAAUUGAAACUGUGGUUGUGAACGAGCAUUGAUGAAACCCAAGCGACUGCACCACCACGGCUGGGAGAGAAACCAAGUGGGUGACGCGCCGGACCCUUAGUGGCCUUGUCUGCCAUCACCAUUUUUGUAAGCGCAUUCUUGUUGUUUGCACCGAGCAUGCACAGCCCGACCCAGUGAAGGCUGCUCUUGAUUGUUCUGUUAAAAUUAAGACGUAAACUCACAUCCAGCCACCCACUGCGGACAGGGAAGAGGAAAGUGAAAAAGAAAACGAAUGAAACGUUACUAAUAUUGAAAAAAAAUCGAGCAAAAUGUGACUGGGUAUUAUUGCAGUCCUGCAUACCCCGUGAUUCUAACGGACUGGCUAACGUGCGCGUGCUAUAUUAACAACACGCUAGUGCGACUGCUAAUCAUUUGUAAAUGGACAUGAUGUAUUCGCUAGAUUACGAUAUAUUUACUACGAUGUAAAAUAUUUAAAAUCGGAAGAGGGAUAGGUCUCUGCAGAAUUGUUCUAGCUAAAUGGUCGUUUCGGUUGUAUGGCGUAGAUGUUGGCCUUCCUACGUGUGUUUUUUGGAAUUAACAUACAGGAAAUGCUUCAUAUUGAAUUGCUAAGGGUGAAGUCACACACACAUACACUCACUACAUUCAAAGACUGUGUUAACUAUUGAGUUUCUGUGGGCGGUUUGAAGUUUGUUUGUUUGUUGUCCAUCUUGUUUGUCUUGCAUCAAGAAUCCACGUCCGGUGAGAUAAGACCCAGGUCGUCUACGGCAUCGUGGUGUUUUUGAGCGAUCACAACGUUUGUUUUGUUUUAGAAGGUGCCGCCUCUGAUCUGUCAAUUUACAUUUGCCAACAGGAUGAUUUUAUUUCAUACUUCAAAUUCGUUUGGGCUUUUUAAUUUCAUUUGAUUUGAAGGCUACUAUUUAAUUAACCAACGUUUGUAUUUCCACUAUAUAUAUCUCAAAUAUAUAUAUAUACCUAGCUUGCUGAGACGUGGGUCAGAAGUGUGGUCAUUACCACGUUUUUAGUAUGUGCCACACAAACGCCUACCAAGUAAAUUUCAUUAUGCAAAGAGUGUCUUGCUCACAUUGGACAUGGGUGAGGCGUCUGUAGCACUGGAGCGACCCCUCCCCCACGCCCUUUGACCUCCCCCCCCCCCCCUCGAGGGGUCAUGUGACGACUGAAUGCUACGUACCUUCAUUUUCAUAUUCUCAUGGAGAUUGAAACUAAAAAGGAACAGAGAGAGAUGAGGCCGCUCCAGACAGCUGCAGCUAGGGCUCCACGCGGCGGCCAUCUUGAGCGGUCUUGUUCGGGGGUUUUGUUUUGGUUUUUUUCUAAACAAUUAAAGUGGAAAAAAAUAAACUAACAGCAAAGAGAUGAAUCAA